Ostreobium quekettii is the source of this 152-nucleotide messenger RNA. Lineage: Eukaryota; Viridiplantae; Chlorophyta; Ulvophyceae; Bryopsidales; Ostreobiaceae. The record is from the annotation of a GenBank genome assembly.
GCCUCAAGCGCGUGAUGGUCCGCUCAGAGGCGCUACUUGUUGGUAUGCUGAUGAACAGCCGGUCUGAUGCUGCAGCAGCAGCGGCCGAUCGUGCCCUAGCGCGAAGGAUGUUCAGCACAUUUGCAACGAAUGUGCUCGCUCGUUUGGACUCG